AUGUCCAACUUCUCGUACCGAACUGCGUUCUGCAUUGGCACACUGCUCACCGUGCUUGCGGUUUGCGUUGGUAUCUACUACGAAAUCCACCUCACUGGACACCUACCAGGGAUAACGCAGGACUACGGCAAGGGAAUCGACGACCUCGUCUCCUCCGGCGAGUACGAACAAGCAUUACCGCAGCUUCAAAUGGCGCUGUUGCUCGACGAUGCGAACGACCCCGAGGUCUUGCGCCUGCUGGGCGAUUCCUAUUCUGCCCUCGGCAACAGCAAAGAGGCCGUUCGCCAUUACGAACAGGCGCUCGGCUACGAACCAGAAAGCCCUCUCCUGCAUUAUCGCCUGGCCCUCGCGUUCGAAGCUGACGGAGAUCCCCAACAGGCGCUCGAGCACCUGCGCCGCUCGGCCGAACUGGCACCGGACAACGCAGACACUCAAGGCCGACUGGGCAUUCUCCUUCAUAAACAGGGGCAGUUAUCCGCGGCUGCGACGGCGUAUCGUCGCGCGCUGCAAAUCAACGAAAACCUCCCUCAAGUGGCCAACAACCUGGCCUGGCUGCUAGCAACCAGCCAAGACGAGUCGAUCAGGAAUCCCACUGAAGCCCUGCAUUGGGCGACAGUGCGCGCCGAAGCGAGCGAUUUCAGCGAGCCCUCGGCGUUGGACACGCUGGCGGCUGCCUACGCGGCAAACGCGCAGUUCGGCGAAGCAGUCCGCUGGGAACAAAGAGCCAUUGAACUGGCCUCCAGUGAUGCGAAGGCAGCAAUGCAGAAACGGCUCGCGCUCUACCAGGUCCGGCAGCGGCUUCGCAGCUUGACCACGUGGUGGGGGCUCGUCGGGUUGCUGUUGGCCGUCGUCCUGUUGGGCCUGCCCGCCGCCAUCGUGCUUUUCGUCUUCGCCAGUUUGCAGGGGCUGCAAGAGUAUCGACGGCUGGUCCAUUCGCGGGUCACCAACGAGCGACUCUGGGGCUGGGCCUUUCUCGCGAUUCCCGUCCAUUAUGGAAUCGCAUCCCUGGGCGUCUCCUGGCUAUUUUUCACCUACAUCCCCGUGUGGGUGUUCGUCAUUAUCAUGAUCAGCCAAGUGUUGGUGGGCAGAACAAGCGAAUUCCUCGAGCAGGCGGGCAACGUCUUCCUGGGCCUGAUGCUCAUCGUGUUUCUGCUGUCCCAUGCGGCUCUACUCAUGACCUUACCAAAAGAUGCCCUUUUUCCGGCCGGGGUGGUGGGACUGUUCGUCUAUUUGAUCGUCCUCACCGAAUCGAACGACAUCGCCCAAGCAAUCUGGGGUCGCCGAUUCGGCCGCAGGAAAAUCGUCCCCCGCGUUUCACCCAACAAAACCUGGGAAGGGCUGCUUCUGGGAGCGAGCACCACGAUAGCCCUGGCCGUGUUGCUGGCUCCGCUGCUCACGCCGUUUGUCGAUAUCCCCGAAAAGGUUCACACCUUCGGUUUGACCAUUCCCUACCUCCCGGCAGUCGUUGUCGGAGCACUCAUCGCCGGCGGUGGGUUCUUCGGCGAUAUCACCAUCUCCGCCAUCAAGCGCGAAGUGGGCGUGAAAGACAGCGGUACAUUGCUGCCAGGGCAGGGGGGCAUGCUCGAUCGGGUCGAUAGCAGCGAACAAAACAAAUCGCUGUUCAACGUUCCUAACACGCUGUGCACCAUCCGGCUGGUUGGGUCGCUGGUGAUGCUCGCCCUGACGUGGACCGACCUGAGCAGCGGAUAUUUUCUGGCGAUGAUCAUCUUCCUCCAGUCGACCGACUGGGUCGACGGCAAGCUGGCGAUCCUGCUCAAACAGCAAACCAGCUUUGGCGCCAAGCUCGACAGCGUGGCCGAUGCCACCUUCUACGGCUCCACACUGCUGGUCACCUGGUGGCUCAAGGGCGAUGUACUCCAGCAGGAAUGGCCCUGGAUCGCCGCUGCCCUGGGGGCCUACGCGCUGAACAUGGCUGCCGCGUUCGCCAAGUUCCAUCGACUGCCCGCCUAUCACACCCGGAUGGCCAAGACGGGGUGGCUGCUGAUCAGCAUCGCCAUCAUUGCCGUCUACACCGAUUGGUCCAUCUGGCCGCUGCGCAUUGCCACGGCCGCGGUCUGUAUUACAAAUCUGGAACAAACGGUAAUCACGUUCGCCCUGCUAAGUCCGCACGUCGAUAUCCCUUCGCUGUACCAUGCAUUCAAGAUUCGAAGAGAACAACAGAAAACCGUGGGGGCCGCGGUCCUCCGCAGCGCGCACGAUCUUUCCCCCGAUGCGGUCGUGGUCAGCGGCGACUUCACGCAACGCGCCCGACGUGAACAGUUCGCCGAAGCUCGCGAGUUCAUCGACAAGUUUCCCGACGUACCCAAGAUUGUCGUGCCGGGCAAUCACGAUGUACCGUUGUAUCGGGUAGGGGAACGCUUUUUCGAUCCGCAUGCGUUGUACCGUGAGUACAUUCAGGAAGACUUGAAUCGCGUCUGGCAUCUCGACAAGGCCGUCAUCGCGGCCAUCGAUUCCACGGCUCCCCGUCGGGCCAUUUCCAACGGCCGCAUCACGAACGAAACACUCGACUUUUGCGAAGAAGCCUUCAGCAAUGUGCCCGAUGGCCAUGUGAAAAUCGUGGUGGCCCACCACCACUUCAUCCCUGCCCCUGACUACGUACACGACCAGACCAUGCCCAAGGCAAAACGCGCGAUGAAUCGCUUCAUCGAUCUGGGCGUGGAGAUGAUCCUCGGCGGUCAUUUGCACCGCGCAUACAUCGGCAACUCGUUGGACAUCUAUCCGGGUAAGCAUCGGGAACGCGGUGCCAUCGUCGUCCAGUGUGGAACCACCACCUCGCGUCGCGGACGAGGUCGCGAGCGGCAGAAGAACUCGUUCAAUCUCAUCAAGAUCGGCGAGAGCAUGCUGCGCGUGACGCACUACAUGUACUUCGAAAACCUCGAACGCUUCUCACCCGUGAGUCGCCACAUCUUCCCUCGCCCCGGCCAACCCUUCGUCGAAGGCAUCUUGCACGAAUCGGACUGA
Molecule: messenger RNA, 2982 nt
Organism: Cladocopium goreaui
Lineage: Eukaryota; Dinophyceae; Suessiales; Symbiodiniaceae
Source: the annotation of a GenBank genome assembly